Branchiostoma floridae (Florida lancelet) is the source of this 618-nucleotide messenger RNA. Its product is annotated as A disintegrin and metalloproteinase with thrombospondin motifs 9-like. The transcript has 5 exons. Gene Ontology annotation, molecular function: zinc ion binding; metalloendopeptidase activity. The coding region runs from base 1 to 618 and encodes 205 amino acids. NCBI's taxonomy places the organism in Eukaryota, Metazoa, Chordata, Leptocardii, Amphioxiformes, Branchiostomatidae. The record is from RefSeq and is a predicted model, not a curated record.
AUGACAGAACAGUCGCCUGCGCUGCAGCAUACCGAUGAUGAUGAUGCAGACCACAAGCCCACAUCGUGCGCUGAAGCAAAAUCUGUACGCUCCAAUACCAACGACGGCGAGUACACACUUUACCCUUUUUCCACGGACAGUGAUGUAUCCCUCCGCGUCUAUUGCCAUGACAUGGCAUCGGAGAAACCCAAAGAGUUCCUGACCCUACCAUCCGGUCCCGAUGAGAACUAUGCCAUUUUCUUUGGCGAUCGACUGCAACCAUUCGCCAGACGCGGGACCACAAAGUUCAGCAAGCUCAGAAUCCAGUUUCAUACGUCCAGGAUCGAAGUUAUUGGAAAUGACUACACCUUUGCUCAAACCACUGGGCCAAACGAUGUUGCUUACGGGCAUGCAGGCGACUGUUAUACAGCUGCACAGGGAUGUGCGAAGGGAACGUUCAAAGUGGAUCUGAUUGGGACGGGACUUGAGCUAGCACCAGAAGUCCACUGGGCCAUGGGUCCCACCUACCCAGGAUAUCUGACCAUCAACGACAUGUUUAUCUCGGAGGACAGAAAGCCUCUGGCCGAUGUGGUGGAUGGUGUGGUGACUGCCGGCCCGAUGGAGAGAAAAUAUAUCUGA